Molecule: messenger RNA, 1176 nt
Organism: Paramecium octaurelia
Lineage: Eukaryota; Ciliophora; Oligohymenophorea; Peniculida; Parameciidae
Source: the annotation of a GenBank genome assembly
AUGAAUAAACUAAACCCAAUGGAUAUUCUUCCAAUCAUUUGGCCUUAAAAAUAAUCUGCAAGACAACAGGAAAUAUAAAGAGUUACUUAAGAACUCAUGCAAUUAAAGGAAGAUUAGCCCAAUCUGACCGAAUCCAUUAAUUUUACGAUCUAGUAUUUAGCGUCUCAUGCUCCGUAUAUAGAUGUUGUUGUUUUUUUUCAAAGCUUAGUUAAUAUUAAACAUCCUAUUUAAGAUUUGCUUAAUUAUUUAAGCACAUUCUCUGAGUAUACGCUAACACAAGUAGUGAGAAAAGUUAAUUUAAAUGAAUUGAAUUCUGAUUCUGAUGAAACAGAUUUUACAUAUAGUGAUCCCUAUGAGGAGAAGAAAUAACAAUUUAAUAUUAAAAUGAUGAAACGAGUUAGUUUUCCUAAAUUAUAAAAACUAAUAAGUGAUAUUUAUAGGCUGGAAAUGUUAACUAAAAUAUAUUCAUGGAUGAACUAGAUAGCAUAUGUUGAUUAUGUUAAGGUGAGUGUGUCAACUAUCAAGAAGACAUUGCAAACUGAAUACUUAGAUGAGUUAACGAUAAACACUGUUAUUUAAUGUGCCAAAGGAUUAUGUUAAUGUGGAAAUUAAUAUUUAUAAGAUACACCCAAACUCGAGAAAUUGAAAAUAGCACUUCAUAAGAUAGCUCAAUUUCAAGAUGUCGAUCUUUAAAUCCUCCUCACUUUAUAACAAAACGAUCUCAAGCCUAUUAAAGAAUGUGUUUGGACUAGACAAUAGGUGAUCUAAUGUAUUGUAUUAUUUUGCUUGAUAAAAUGCGAACUUUUAAUUCAUGAUUUUUAAUUUUAAAUAAUGUAAUCUAAACCUUGUUGUACUUUUGAAAUCUCAUGGAAUGAAUGUGGCUUUAGUUAGAUAAGGGAUUACUUCCCAAAAUUAGCCAAGAAACUUAAUAAAAGAUAUAAAAUUGUGAAAGAUAUUCCUUUAUAUGACGUAAAAACCAAUAAUUCAAUAUUUGUUUACGCUCAAUCAUUGAUUGGAUAUCAAUAUCACAAUUAUGAAAAUUUUUAAUUAUAAGAUAAUCUAAAAUAAUCGAUAAAAGACAUUCUAUAAAAUUCAAAUUCAGAAAAAAAUUUAGCUCUUCAAAUAAUUGUUUCAAAUGCUAUUAUGUUUGCAUAAUUGCUUAAAGCAUUAAAAUGA